This is a messenger RNA of Ctenopharyngodon idella (grass carp), 596 nucleotides long. It is a transcript of the gene msmp2, whose product is annotated as microseminoprotein, prostate associated 2. The transcript is spliced from 3 exons. Lineage: Eukaryota; Metazoa; Chordata; Actinopteri; Cypriniformes; Xenocyprididae. The record is from RefSeq and is a predicted model, not a curated record. Bases 125 to 520 code for a protein of 131 amino acids.
UUAAAUUUUUGGGUGAACUAUCCCUUUAAUUACAAAGAUAUCAUCAGUAGCUCACAGUAACUGAAUCCUAUCAUUCAAAUUAAAUGUUCAUUUGCUCAUUUACCCUCUAUUUUUUCUUCUAGACAUGCAGACAAGCGAGAUGAACGUUUUACUAGCUGUGUUUUGUGUGGUGAACAUCCUCCAGCUCUGUCAUGGAGUAUCGAGCAGUGGAGAAUGCUACUUCAACGCCAAAGCCAGCUGUGAACACAACGGCCGUGUUUUCGACAUCGGCGAGGCCUGGAUAAAUGACGAAUGUUUCCAGUGUGUGUGUUUCGAGCCUUUUGGAGUGGGCUGCUGUGAACAUGGAAAGCAGCCAGUCGAUUACCCACCCUGGUGCGAGGCCGUUAGAAAACCAGAUUCCUGCACAGUUGCUGUGGUGAUGAAGGCCAACCAUAAACUUCCCUGUCUAUUUGGGGGGAAGAACCGCUUGCGAGCGGGAGAAGGACCGCUGUGGAAAUCAGAGAACGACCCUCUCUACUAGACUGCAAUACUGACAAGGAUAGUUCACCCCAAAAAUGAAUUAUGAAUUUCUUUCUUUUGCUGAACACAAAAGAAGA